AUGGCGUGCAAAAAUUUUCUAAACACUGCCCUCUUUUUUCUUUGUGGUAAGAGCAUUUCUGUCUAAAUUCUCUCCUUCCUGCACAUAACCAUUUGGGGGUCUUUUGCAGGAAAUUUAAACCACAGUGUUGGUGUGCAACUGAAACUCAGCAAACAGAGGUGUUGCACUGACAUCAAUAUUAUAAAGUGGAACUGCUGAUGUUGACAUGUUUUUGUUUUUGUCUUUUCCCUUUUUAAAGGCCUGGCUGGGGCACUUGCAGGUAUGUUCAACCAACAUAAACUUUAUAUUUAGUCUUGAAAAUGCCACCAUUAAAAAAAACCCAAGCUUGAUAAUGACAAAUUUUUUCCAGUAGGUCUUAGUUCACAUCCUGCGUCCCACUCUUCUUUUCUGUCUGACUGGUUGUUAACCGUUUGUCUGUGUUUUUCAGACUGCAGUGUGUCUUGCUACAGAAUAGAGCCGGGGACAAUGGCGGGCAUCAUCAGCGCAGACGUGUUGCUGACUCUUAUUAUUGUCGUUGUCACCUACCGAUAUGCAAGCUCUCGGCGUCAGAGGAUAGAAAAUGGUAGGGCAACAGAACCAGAAUGAAUCAUACGCCACAAAAUGUGCAAGAAUAAACCCUUUGGAAAUCAAAUGUUUCUCAGUUCUUGGUCCCCUAAAGCCCUUUAAGAUAUCACCAUGACAUCAAACUCCUGUUUUAUUUUGAUACACAGAUUGUUCCUUUAAACAUUUAGGCUUUUUUGGUUUACUUUUGUAAAACUUAUUGACCUUUUUGUGUUUUUAUUAUCACACCACACCUGUUAAAUGCCUUUAAUGUCUCUCUCUCUCUCUCUCUCUCUCUCUCUCUCUUGUUCUUCUCUGUCUUUUAAUGCCUUUCUUUUUAUCUCUUCACAGCUAACAAAGUGUACAUGAACGUCCGGGCCAACUGUAAGAGCUAAACCAAAAAUGGAGCUGUAUGUGAAUUAAUUUUUCUAACCGUGUUGUUCAAAAAUAUAUAUGAAAAAAAAAAACUUGACUAUGGAGCUUUAUUCUUUUGAAAUAAAUGUUUUCAACCGGCAAAAUUUCUCUUUUCUUGUCACACAUGUAAUGAAUAGAGUCACGGACAUAUAGAUAGAUGUAAUUAAACUAUUUUGGCAUUACAUACAAUGUAUUGUGAUCUUUUACUAUUUUAAUUUUUUCUUAAUUCAACAUUUAUGACAUGAACUCAUCACACUUUAUGAAAGGCUUUUUACAUUAGACUUCAAAAUUUACUUGUGUUCUGAAACUAUCCGUGAAAAUUUAGAAAAGACAAAUUUUGACUUGGUUUUUCAGACUUUAAGAGAUAUGUUAAAAACAUGUCAAAAAUUUUGCAGAUAAAAUAUCUUUAAAUAUCAUGUCAUCACCGUCUGCAGGUGACUUUUUGUUGUGAAAUCCCAGGAUGUUGUGGACCUGAGGAUCAUGUGUUAAUAUGAUCAGUGCUUACAGCUGUUUUGAUAUGGGUGGUUUUAAACAAUAAAGGAAAGUCCCAGUAAGUCCAUGAAUAGUGAUAUUGAUAGAAUUACAAGCUUUCAUGUUAAGUAAAUCAAAACUGAUCACUCACAACAAGGCAAAUAAUAUUUUUCCAGUAUUCACCUGAUACUGCUUAUUGUGUAUGGAUAUGUUCCUUUAAUGCGUUCGAUGACUCUGAAAGCACUUCAUUUCUUCUGUUUUGCUCAAAUGGCAGCAUUUGAGCUGUGUGACUACUACUGAGAUCUGGGGCAGAUUAUGAAGUUAGAAGUUGGUCUGUGUGUUAAAAUGAGCUUGUGGUUAAAUAGCUGCACUGUUUCAAACACAACAAUGUUGGUCAAAGGGAUAUCUCUGUAUUAUCUGUCAAAUCUCCCUCGUGUACAAGUGCACAGUGUUUUUUCAAGUCACUGACAGGAGCCGCUCUGUCUCUAUAUUGAUAUAAAAUCAAAUUGUUUAGAGAUCACUCCAACUUGAACUGUUUUUGUUUGUUUGUUUGUUUUUAAGAAUUUAUGAAAUUGACCUUCUAUUAACAAGACUCCUUCUUGAGUCCAGUUCACUCCCAAAUGUACAGGUACUAAUAAGAAAAAAAAUCAAGGGAAAAACUGGCUGGGGUCAUUUUAAGUGUGAGGACAUCUAUAUAACAAUGCCUCUAGCAUCUAAAAUAGUACACCAUUAAUGAAAAGUAUUAUUAUGGUUUUUUUUUAAUCAGCCUCUUAACUGGGUUUUUUCAGAACCCCUGAGAUCAAACAUUAGAAUAAAUGCUACGAAAAGGGUUUUACACGGCAUUGCAACUAAAAAAAAAUUAUAAUUAUACGAUUAAUAAUACCACUAAAGUUACUACAAGUCACAAACUUUAAAAAACGUUUCUAGGACAAAAAUCUGAUUUCACGAAUGAAUAAUUGCAUUUUGAAUGAACGAGUUUUGUUACUGAAAGAGAGGAUACACUUGUUUGCCAAGCAGUUUGUUUGCUUACUUUCAGCAUUGUUUUAAACAUUAUAUUAUACAAGACUUCUUUUAUGAAGCUGAUCAUUUACAAAAGCACUGACAGUCUUUUAUAUUUUUUAACGUGUAAAUAAGUCUUCUUUUUAAAAUUGUCAGUGAAGGUGUGCUUUCAUUUCACUGACAGUAAAGAUCAGUAGAUAUUCAAGCCUGUGGUUAAACAGUAGCCUUCACUAGAUAGCAAUGACUGUGGCCAUCCGCCCACUCUAAACCUUAGGUUAAGGAAAUGCUCAGUGUGAAGAUAUAAUCAUUUAUAUUUCUGCUGAAGCUGCUGAAGCAAUGCAACUGACUUAAAACCAACUCCUUAUCAUGGCAUCAGUGAGAAAGGCUUUCUGGAACUAUCAAAAGUUGUGUUUUAAAGUUCAGAAAAUCUCAAAGUGACAUAUUUAUGAAACUCACCAGCCUUACGUGAUUGUGCGAGAGGAACCAGGCAAUUUAUCUUCCCCUUCUUGAAGUGGACACCUCCUUCCUCCUUCUCCUAACAGGGUCACAUGCUGACACCUCUCACACACUACAGUAGCCAGUUUUUUUUUAUUUUUCAUAGGUGUGAAAACACACACAUCUGAAAACGAGGAGAAAGAUUGGUGGCCAUAAACCUCAGCUUCUCAUUUCACUUUUUGCCAGCAACCAACACUGAGAAAAUGUCUGACGCUCUGUGUAUCACGGGUUCCUUUUUUGGUGAGUUGUCUGUUAGCAAUAAUAACAACACAACAGUAACUAUGAGGUUUCAUACAUUAUUUUUAUUCUUCCAGGAUCUGCAGGAGAAAAGCAAGGUAUGUAUUUCCCCUCACAAUUUUUACCUCCUGCAGUAUGUGGAAAGAUGUCUCGUAUUCUUCUCAGGACAACAACCCUAUGUGUCUUUUUCACAGACUGUGAAUCCUGUUACAUGAUAAACAUAGGCUCUGUCAUUGGCAUUAUUGCCUUUGAUAUCAUCUUGACCAUCCUCAUCGGUAUAACGGUAUUCUGCUUGGCCUCUCACCAGAGACAGAGGAGAGAGACAGAUUCACAGGAGGGUGAGUUGUGUGUGUUAUAGCUAAGUAAAGGUGACAUAGCCAAGGGGUAACUUAACUUUUUAAAAAUAUGUUACAGGGAAAAGGAGCCAAUCAUCAUUAUCAAAGAAAAUAGCAACUGAGGUCACAGAAUCUCCCUACCAGGUAAAGCAGAACUAAACCAUCCUCUUGCUGCUGCUGCUGCUAGGACACUAAAAAUGUUAAAGGUUUUCAAUUUUGUUUGGAGAUUAAAUUUUGUAAUGCUUUGCUUAUUUUGUUUAAGGAGUUAGAUGGAGUCCAGUCGGACGUGUACAGUGAGCUGCAGGAGUUCAGAAGAUGA
Xyrichtys novacula (pearly razorfish) is the source of this 3810-nucleotide messenger RNA. The record is from the annotation of a GenBank genome assembly. NCBI's taxonomy places the organism in Eukaryota, Metazoa, Chordata, Actinopteri, Labriformes, Labridae.